CCCUCCUCUCCAAUCUAUAUAAGAAGUACCAGAACUGACCCUAGCUUUUCAGGGCCAUAUCAUACCUUAUGCUUCCUUCCACUAUCGUGACCUCGCUUCUACUUACAAUCAUUCCUUUUGUCUCUGCUGUUCCAUCCAAGGGCGAUGCAUUGACGGGCACCUUUCAGAUAAAUCACAACUCAAAGCUUCUGGGCGAAGCUGUUGUUGUACGAAAUGACGUUGCGAACAAGCCCGGUUCCUAUUUCUAUUUUCAUAUCAAGGAAGGUCUGAACCCGGAAGCAAGCUAUGCGGAUUAUACCAUUGAACUGCGAAACGGUCAUCACUGUCAACAUAAUCAAGGAUCGAUUGUAAACUACGACAAACCUGUCUUCAAAAUCGAUCAGCACGGCGGUACAAAUAGCUGGUGCAUUGACAAGACUCUCGAUAUUACAACUGUCAGUAUGGUUCGAGUCCGUUACAAAGGCGAAAUUGUUACUUGUACAACUCUAGAAGCUGAUCCCAACUUUCACAUAAAACAUCCUUCAAAAGUCGACGCAUGCAUUCGCCAAUAAAAAACUUUCACUAGCCCUAAAUGCAAUAGUGUACGAUAAUGAUGCCUACCAUUUCUUGAGCUGGAGAAUUUGCAUACCUUUAUUCAAUAUUAUAGCCAAUUUGAAUCAAUAAAGCACAC
This is a messenger RNA of Umbelopsis ramanniana AG, 670 nucleotides long. RefSeq lists its product as uncharacterized. NCBI's taxonomy places the organism in Eukaryota, Fungi, Mucoromycota, Umbelopsidomycetes, Umbelopsidales, Umbelopsidaceae. The record is from RefSeq and is a predicted model, not a curated record. Bases 69 to 551 code for a protein of 160 amino acids. The transcript has a single exon.